Molecule: messenger RNA, 2115 nt
Organism: Pundamilia nyererei
Lineage: Eukaryota; Metazoa; Chordata; Actinopteri; Cichliformes; Cichlidae
Product: immunoglobulin superfamily DCC subclass member 3-like
Exons: 13
Coding region: 1-2115 (704 amino acids)
Biological process (GO): cell-cell adhesion
Molecular function (GO): protein binding
Source: RefSeq, a predicted model, not a curated record
AUGUGUCGAGAGCGAGAAACUCUCCAGACUGUCAGUCAGCUGAUGACCCAGAGCGCCCAAGAGCUGAUGGGAGGUCUGUGCAGCCUGAGGGUCAACGCGAGACCUGAGUUCUGCCUGCCAGAGUCACCUGGAUACUGCUUUGGGCCGUCAUCAUCGCCACCUCAUUGCCACCUCCUCGCCCUUAUUAUCAUCAUAACCCUCAUCUCCACAUCUGCCUCCUGUGUGCUCGGAGCGUUGGAGUUGGCCUUCUUGAAGGAGCCUGGUGAUGUUAUUGCGGUCAGGGGCCGUCCCCUGAUGCUGGACUGUCAGGUGGAGGGGGAGGGGCCUAUCGCUAUCACCUGGAGACUCAACGGGGUUCCCAUAGCGACUGGUACCAGAGCAACAGUGCUCACCAACGGCACGCUGCUCAUCAGAAAUUUCUCCAAGAGACGAGAGAGCAACGAGACGGAUGCCGGAGAGUACGAGUGUGCAGUGCAGAACCGCUAUGGCAUGCUGGUCAGCCGCAAGGCCCGCGUCCAGCUCGCAUCCCUCCCUAAGUUCCUCUCUCACCCAGAGUCCAUGCAUGUGGAUGUAGGGGGUGUGGCCAGACUCACCUGUCAGGUGAAUGGUAUCCCAGAGGCCAAAAUCACCUGGCAGAAAGACAGAUGCUCACUGAGCACCGAUAACCACAGGUACACCUUGCUUCCUAAUGGCGUGCUGCAGAUCACCGGCGUUCAGCGGACUGACAGCGGUUUGUUUCGCUGCAUCGCCUCAAACAUCGCCAACACUCGCUACAGCCACGAAGCCCAGCUGACUGUCACCGGUAAGACAAAACUGAGGGCAAGGAUCUACAAGGAGCCCGUAAUCCUGUCCGGCCCUCAGAACCUCACCAUCAAUGUCCACCAGACCGCCAUCCUGGAGUGUGUUGCCACAGGAAACCCCCGGCCCAUCGUGUCCUGGAGUCGCCUCGACGGCCGGUCCAUUGGCGUGGAGGGGAUCCAGGUUCUGGGAACAGGAAACCUGAUGAUCUCUGAUGCCACUCUGCAGCACUCAGGCGUUUACGUUUGUUCGGCUAACAGACCGGGCAGCAGGUCCAGGAGGACGGCGCUUGGACGCCUCGUUGUACAAGCUCCUCCAGAGUUUGUUCAGUGGCCACAGUCUGUCUCCAGACCAGCAGGGGCCAGCGCCGUCUUCAGCUGCACAGCGUCUGGCGUCCCCGACCCCCACCUCAUCUGGCUGAAGAAUGGCAAACUGCUGAUACCCAGCGGCAACGUCAAGCUCACCAACGGGAACACGACGCUCGCCAUCACCCGCAUCACCCCCGAGGAUGAAGCCAUCUACCAGUGCAUUGCCGAAAACAGCGCUGGCACCAAUCAGGCCAGCGCUCGCCUCGCCAUCAGCCAGGGCUCAGAGCUGCCCGAGGCCCCCAGCGGCCUCCAGGCGGCAGCGCUGAGCUCCAGCAGCCUGCAGCUGACCUGGGACCAGCCGGCAGAACAUGUGAGCCAGCAGAUCAUCGGAUAUGUCCUGCACAUCAGGAAACUGGGCGAGCCGGACAGUGCUGAGCUGCAGGAGGCCGUCAGUAAAACCACCUUCAAACACGAAUUCAGCAACCUGGAAGCUGCCACCACCUACUCCAUCUACCUGAAGGCGUACUCGGCGCUGGGAGGCAGCCAGCAGUCUGACAGCAUCAUGGCCAGCACGCUGGGCGGUGUUCCCAGUCCUCCCAGUUUCUUCACUAAGGUCCUGAACCAGACCGCCAUGCAGGUGUACUGGGAGCUUCCGAGCAAGCCGGGGAAGCUGGAGGGCUUUAGACUGGAGUACCGCAGUGUUUCCAACCCAGAAGUGCAGGGGCAGGAAACCUUCCCAGCACACAUCAACACCCACACCAUCUCCCACCUGGAGCCGGUGGCCAUUUACGAAAUCCAGCUGGUGGCGUUUAACGGGAACGGAGACAGUCCGUCCAACCGCCGCCUUGUAUCUCUGGCAGAGGGAGAGAGAGCUGCAGCAGCUGGUUCAAGCUGUAACUGCGAUCAGGCUGACAGCUCGACGUCCGCUCUGCUGGUCGGCCUUCACAGUGGCCUAGCCUGCAUCCUCUGCUGCCUGCUGCUCGUCCUGCUGGCAUACAGACGCAAGUAA